Messenger RNA from Cheilinus undulatus (humphead wrasse), 2154 nucleotides. Its product is annotated as bile acid-CoA:amino acid N-acyltransferase-like. Gene Ontology annotation, molecular function: fatty acyl-CoA hydrolase activity. The record is from RefSeq and is a predicted model, not a curated record. Gene Ontology annotation, biological process: fatty acid metabolic process; acyl-CoA metabolic process. The coding region runs from base 63 to 1355 and encodes 430 amino acids. Lineage: Eukaryota; Metazoa; Chordata; Actinopteri; Labriformes; Labridae. The transcript is spliced from 11 exons.
UGACAACAGCAAACAGGCGGAACCGUCGCACAUAUCGACGAUACGGAGUCCAUAACGCCAUCAUGUCCCAGCCCACUACUCCAGUCCUCUCUGUUCAUCCGACCCGGGCUCUGGUUGAUGAGACGUUCAAGGUGGUGGUGGAGAAUCUGCCGCCAGCGUAUCCAGUCACUCUUUGCUCCCUCCACUUCUCUGAGGACAAGGACGACUGGGAGGCUUAUGGACACUACAUGAGUGAUCACAGAGGAACAGUUAAUGUUGCAGAGGAUAUGAGCUUUGGGGGCACAUACAUGGGAAAAGAACCCAUGGGUUUGUUGUGGAGCAUGAAUCCAGAGCCAGGCAGCCGCCCAGGUCUCAGGCUUAGAAAGAAAGAAGUCACCAGCCCCAUGUUGGUCCACAUCUCAGUCUACAGUGGACACAUAAACGAAGGCUUCAGGAAACAGCCUCCUCUGUCCUCUGUGCUCACAGAGAGAUGGUACAUGGCUCCAGGAGUCCAGAGGAUUGAAAUCAAAGACAGAGGAGUGCGAGGGACUCUCUUUAUACCUUCAGGUCCUGGACCCUUUCCUGGGUUGUUGGAUUUGUGGGGAGGAGGUGGAGGGCUGGUGGAAUAUCGUGCAGCUUUGCUGGCAUCUCAUGGUUAUGCAUGUUUGGCGCUGGAGUAUUUUUCCCCCAGUGAGCUGAAGACAGAGGAGCUCCUGUUACAAUAUUUUGAGACAGCUAUUGACAUCGUCAAGGACCAUCCUCAAGUGAUCCCAGAUAGAGUUGGAUUUUUUGGUCUUUCCCUCGGCACGGUUUUGGUCAUUCAUAUCGCGGCUGGAAGCACAGAAAUCAAGCCUCGCUGCUGUGUUUGUGUUAGCGGCCACCACUUAUUUCCGAGUGAAACAUCUCUUAAUCUAAAUUUAAAACAUGAACAACAACGACAAUUGAAGAAACGGUUCGAUGAGAACAAUUACCAGAUAUCACGCUACAUGCGUCUACCGAUCCACAGUGACCCCUCAGAGAAAGACGCUGUUCAGAAAAUAAAGUGUCCCAUUCUGUUGGUCACCGGCGAUGAUGAUCAGAACUGUCCUGCUGUUGAGGCUGCUGAGGAUAUGGCUCAGAUGAUGCAGGCUGGAGGAAACCUCCACCUGCUCUCCACGCUGACCUACCCCAACACCGGACAUCUGAUCGAGCCGCCGUAUUCGCCUCACUUCAGAGCAACUAACUUCAUAGUUCCUAUUGUGAAACAGAAAGUGAUAAUGCUGUGGGGAGGACAACCCAAACCUCAUUCAGACGCUCAGGAAGACUCCUGGAGGAAGAUCUUAGCUUUUCUUCGGUAUCAUCUCUACAACGACAUAAUCCCCAAAGCCAGGAUGUGAAUCAUUACAGGACCAGGAAACACAAAUAAGUCUGAUGACUUGAUUUACAACAGUGAAGUGUUGGAAUUUUGAAGUAUGCCAGUGAAAAUUAACUAUUUCCUUAGGACCUAACAAAACAAGGACUUAACUAAAAUAUAUGAUGAAGUUCCCCUAAGAAUUUCUUUUUAGGGGACAAAAUAGAUAACUGUAUGAUAAGGUGCUCUCUAGGGUGCCCUGUAAGUGGAAAAAAUAUGAUACAGUCCUUUCGAAUGUGACCUAUAAGUGGAAAAAAUGUGAUAAAGUUCCCUAUAAGUUGACAAAAUAUGAUAAAGUGCCCUCUAUGUGGACAAGAUUUAAUGACGUGUCCUCUAUGGUACCCUCAAAAUAAAAUAUGAUAAAGUGCCCUCUGUGGUGUCCUGUAAGUGGACAAAAUGCGAUUAAGUGCCCUUAAGGAGUCCCUCUAAAUUGACGAAACCUUAAACUACCAGUACUUCCGGGGUGCAAACUUAGUGGGCAAAAUAUGAUAAAGUGCCAUCUAGAUUGCCCCCUAUGUGGGCGAUAUGAUCUAGGGCCCCCUUUAAUAGACAAAAUGUGACAAAGUGACCUCUAGGUUUCCUCUAAGUGGACAAUAUGUAAUAAAGUGCUCGUUAAUGUUCUCUCAUAGUGGGGGGUGCACAGAUAGCCUACUGGUCUAAGGCACCACCCAUGCACAUGGGCGGCCUGGGUUCGAUUCUGGCUGGUAUGUCUCUCCCCACACUUGCUCCCGUUUCUGUCUCGAUCCACUGUCCUCCUCUAUGGAAUAAGGGCAAGAAAAGUCCAA